AUGGCUUCAGUUUUCCUUUCAUCUAUAGUCAUCUUUCUGAGUGCUGUUUCAGCCAUAGAAUCAGCAGCUGCUGCGGAUGUUUUUCCAACCGGUGAACCAGUUCCGGUUCAUUUUUACCCCCUAAGUGUGCCACUUCCACCAAAACUAGGCCAUGUUCUGCCCACUGGUGAACCAGUUCCAGUUCAUUUUUACCCCUUAAGUGUGCCACUUGCACCAAAAAGCCAUGUUCCUACCAGUGUGCCACAUCCACCGACACAAGAACAUGUUAUACUCACUGGUGAAAACGGUCCAGUAGUUCCGGUUAAUCCAUUUCCUGCCAAUGAGCCACUUCCACCAACUCCAGAACAUGUUAUGCCAGAAAGUACUGUGCCACCUUCUACUCGUCAAGCUCUUCCAACAACAAACCAUGUUAUGCCUACUGGUGAACCAGUUCCAGUUCAUGCUAUUCCAGAAAGAACUGCGCCACCUUCUACAACACAAGCUUUUCCAACAACAAACCAUGUUAUGCUUACUGGUGAACCAGUUCCAGUUCAUGCUAUUCCAGAAAGAACUGCGCCACCUUCUACAAAACAAGCUUUUCCAACAACAAACCAUGUUAUACCUACUGGUGAAUCAGUUCCAGUUCAUGCUAUUCCAGAAAGAACUGCGCCACCUUCUACAAAACAAGCUUUUCCAACAACAAACCAUGUUAUACCUACUGGUGAACCAGUUCCAGUUCAUGCUAUUCCAGAAAGAACUGCGCCACCUUCUACAAAACAAGCUUUUCCAACAACAAACCAUGUUAUACCUACUGGUGAACCAGUUCCAGUUCAUGCUGGUCCAGAAAGUACUGUGCCACCUUCUACAGGUCAAGCUUUUCCAAGUUCUAGGAAGAUCAAGUAUUGA
Molecule: messenger RNA, 885 nt
Organism: Medicago truncatula (barrel medic)
Lineage: Eukaryota; Viridiplantae; Streptophyta; Magnoliopsida; Fabales; Fabaceae
Product: proteoglycan 4
Exons: 1
Coding region: 1-885 (294 amino acids)
Source: RefSeq, a predicted model, not a curated record